Molecule: messenger RNA, 1398 nt
Organism: Ophidiomyces ophidiicola
Lineage: Eukaryota; Fungi; Ascomycota; Eurotiomycetes; Onygenales; Onygenaceae
Gene: RAM1
Product: CAAX farnesyltransferase (FTase) subunit beta
Exons: 7
Coding region: 1-1398 (465 amino acids)
Biological process (GO): protein farnesylation
Cellular component (GO): protein farnesyltransferase complex
Molecular function (GO): protein farnesyltransferase activity
Source: RefSeq, a predicted model, not a curated record
AUGGCCACGACAGAUGAAUACGCUCCGCCGCAGGCGGUCCCGGAUCUCUUUACUCGGCUUCCCGCGAUCCGUGAUACCUUGGAGACCAAGACUUCUCAGGUCCAGGAAGAAACCGUUCAGACGUGUUUGCCGUUUCUGCAGGGCGUGUCUGAUACGCUCUACGGCCCGUUCAAUGAGCAUGGCAUACCCAGUCUGUACAGAGAAACCCACGUCGCUUAUCUUUAUGAUGCUCUGGAAGACUAUCCAAGCGGGUUUGCCGCUCUUGAUGCGAGUCGUCCAUGGAUGAUCUACUGGGCGCUUAUUGGGCUAUAUCUUUUGGGAGAAGAUGUGACCCAACUUCGAAGGCGAGUCAUAUCGACGAUUUUUCCCAUGCAAAAUCGCACUGGAGGCUUUGGCGGGGGACACGGCCAAAUGUCGCAUUGUGCAUCGUCAUACGCCGUUAUCCUGAGCCUUGCUAUGGUAGGAGGACAAGAAGCGCUGGAGCUAGUUGACCGGGUAGCAAUCUGGAAGUGGUUAGGGCAAUUGAAGCAGGCGGAUGGUGGAUUUCAAGUCUGUCUUGGAGGCGAAGAAGACGUUCGAGGCGCAUAUUGUGCAUUGGUGAUGCUGGCGCUACUCGGACUUCCGGUUGAACUGCCCCCGGAUGCACCAGCACGGGAAUUUGGGCAUGACACGUUUCUGAGCGGGUUGCCAGAAUACCUUUCUACAUGUCAAACGUAUGAAGGCGGUAUAUCUGGAAGCCCCAAAUCGGAAGCACAUGGCAGCUACACCUUUUGCGCACUCGGGGCGUUGUGCCUCAUGGGUAGCCCAUCUCAAAUGAUUAAUAAGUAUCUGGAUGUCCCUCAGCUGGUAUCAUGGCUGUCAGCAAGGCAACAUGCCCCUGAAGGCGGAUUUUCGGGGCGUACGAACAAAUUGGUAGAUGGAUGUUACAGCUUUUGGCUGGGAGGUUCCUGGCCAAUGGUACAAGCUGCCUUGAACGGCACGCAGGCAAGCUCGAACGAUCCUCAACCCCGUUUUGGGAGCCUUUACAGCCGUGAGGGUUUGACAAGAUAUAUUUUGGGCUGUUGUCAAUCUCCGCAUGGAGGGCUGCGUGAUAAACCUGGAAAACCAGCCGACUCUUAUCAUACGUGUUACACUCUCGCUGGCUUAAGUAGCACUCAAAACUACCAUUUUGACACUGCCGCAGGGCCCACCGAGCGCGACCCAUUCUCCUCCGCAUUCUCAUGGUCUCAUGCCCCGCUUACGUCGAAGACGGAUAUCGAACCUGACGGGGUGGUGUUCCAUGAAAGGGACCGGCUCGCUGUCCUGCACCCCCUCUUUGCUAUCCCUCACUCUGCGGCAGAAGGCAUGAGAUCCUGGUACGAUGCACGUCCAAGCCCAGAAUUCAAUAUACAUCCUUGA